This is a messenger RNA of Tachyglossus aculeatus (Australian echidna), 1071 nucleotides long. RefSeq names its product olfactory receptor 6C76-like. Gene Ontology annotation, biological process: G protein-coupled receptor signaling pathway. The record is from RefSeq and is a predicted model, not a curated record. Lineage: Eukaryota; Metazoa; Chordata; Mammalia; Monotremata; Tachyglossidae. Gene Ontology annotation, cellular component: membrane. The coding region runs from base 1 to 1071 and encodes 356 amino acids. The transcript has 3 exons. Gene Ontology annotation, molecular function: olfactory receptor activity.
AUGAGGAACCACACGCCAGUCACUGACUUCUUCCUCCUGGAGCUCACGGCCGACCUGAAUUUACAGGCGGUGAUUCUCCUUUAUAUGUCUGUCACCUACGUAAUGAACGUCACCAGCAAUCUGACCAUCGUCAACCUCACCCUAAUGGAUUCCGCCUCCAUCUGCUUCACGUCCACCUGCAUCCCCAGCUUCCUGGCCACCACUGUCACCGGGGACAGGACCAUUUCUUACAACUGUUGUGCAAUUCAGCUAUUCUUCUUCAUCCUGCUGAGGGCGACCGAGUUCCUCCUCCUUGCCGCCAUGUCCUAUGACUGCUAUGUCUCCAUCUGCCGGCCGCAGCACCACACAACUAUUAUGAGCCAAAGAGUCUGCACCCUGCUGGUCAUUUUUUCCUGUCUCACCGGGUUCAUGGUCAUCCUUCCUCUGGUCAUCCUUGGUCUCCAACUGGACUUCUGUGGCUCUUUAAUCAUUGACAUCUUCUUCUGUGACAUCUCCCCUCUGCUCCUGCUCUCGUGCUUGGACACCUGUUUCCUGGAGCUGAUGGCUCUUGUCUUGGCCGUGGGGACUCUCCUGUUCACCCUGACAUUAGUGACCCCGUCCUACAUGGCCAUGUCCCGUGCCAUCCUGAGACUGUCCUCCACCCAGCAUAGGAGAAAGGCCUUUUCCACCUGCUCCUCCCACAUAGUCGUGAUCUCCAACAUAUACGGCAGCUGCAUCUUUAUGUAUAUGAAACCAUCUGCCAAGAAAAGGGUGGAACUGACCAAGAGGGUGGCAGUGUUUAACACAUCCUUGGCCCCCAUGCUAACCUCCUUCAUCUACAUCUUGUGGAACCAGCAAGUCAGGCAGGCCUUCCAGGGCAUGGUGCACCAGGUUGGAUUUUCCUCCAGGAGGAAUCACAGAUCAGUCAUGAGAAACCACACUGUGUUUAUCCUCCUGGGCCUUACGGACAACUCGCACUUACUCGUGGUGAUUCUCCUCCAAACGUCUGUCACCUACACGAUGAGUGUCACCGGCAAUCUGACCAUCGUUACCUUCAACUUGCUGGAUUCCCGCCUCCACACGCCCAUGUAA